AUGUUGAUUCAAUCGGCCGCAUUCAAUGGCUCUCGAGUAAUCCUACGUCAAGUCUCGCCCGAGUCAGAGACUAUCUACGACUUGAUAUUAUCUGUAUACUCAUCUUCCAAGGGUGAUUGGGCCAAGUUAGCAAGUGAUGUCUCUGUCUCGAAGGAAAAUCUCGACCAUUUCCUGGCGUAUGCUGCUCAGUUUCUAGGCAAUCUAGGGAAUUACAAGGGUUUUGGUGACUCCAAAUUCAUUCCUCGAUGCCCAAAAGACACCAUCAUCGCUCUCGCAUCUGGUGACGAGAAGGCCAAAGCUCUCUCCGAAAAAUGUGUCGACGCCAUCUACGAGGCCAAACCUGGUCUCAUGCAUCUAGGCUUCCCAGAGGAAGGGCAUAUGACAAACUACUACCCUGACUCUCCAGACAUCUCCCAAAGCGAGAUCGAAGAGAUCGACCGUUUCACCGGCGAGAAGGGAUUGUUGCCAGAAAACACAAGAAUCAAGAAACUCAAAGAUGGCAACUUCGAGAUCUUGAUAGCCUCUGGGAUCACCAAUCCGCCACCUCAACAGAUCGACACCAAAGACCACUCCUGGACUCUUCCCAACGGCAGAAAAGUCUCCCUCGUCUUCGGUGAUCAUCAAGAGGAACUCGCCAAAGCCGCCAUCCACAUGAAACUUGCCGCCAAACACGCCGCCAACGACACCGAAAAAGCCAUGCUAGCCGAAUACGCGAAAUCCUACAGUACAGGCUCCCUUCUCGCUUUCAAAGAGAGCCAGAAACUAUGGGUCGACAACGUAGGACCGGCUGUCGAAACCAAUAUAGGAUUUAUCGAGACGUACCGCGACCCAGCGGGCGUCCGGGCGGAGUGGGAAGGACUGGUUGCCAUUGUGAAUAAGGAGCAAACGAGGAAGUUCAAGAGGUUGGUGGAUGCGGCGCCAGAGGCUCUGCCGAAGCUGCCGUGGGGGAAAAACUUCGAGAAGGAUGAGUUCCAGCCGCCUGAUUUCACGAGUUUGGAGGUGUUGAGUUUUCCGAGUAGUGGGAUUCCGGUGGGGAUUAAUAUUCCGAAUUACGACGACAUCCGCCAAACCCACGGCUUCAAAAACGUCUCGCUCGCCAACAUCCUCUCCGCCAAAGCCCCCUCCGAACCCAUCCCCUUCAUCGCCCCCGCCGACCUCGCCCUGUAUACCGCCAACCGCGACACAGCCUUCGAGAUCCAAGUAGGCCUACACGAACUCCUAGGCCACGGCUCAGGCAAACUCCUCCAAGAAACGUCCCCCGGCAACUUCAACUUUGACCGCGCUUCUCCUCCCAUCUCGCCAAUCACCAACAAGCCAGUCGAGACCUGGUACAAGCCCGGAGAAACAUGGUCCUCCGUCUUCGGCGCCGUGUCGAGUUCGUACGAAGAAUGCAGGGCCGAAUGUGUCGCGAUGAGUCUCGCCUGCGAUUUCGACAUCGCGAAGAUCUUCGGCUUGGACACGACGCCCCGUGAUGGCUCUGAUGAUGCGAUGGAUAGUCCGGCAGGCGACGUGCUCUACGCAUCCUACCUAUCCAUGGCGCGCGCCGGGGUAGCGAGUCUUGAGUUCUUCUCCCCCGAAGCCGGGAAGUGGGGCCAAGCGCACAUGCAAGCUCGCUUUUCCAUCCUAAAGGCUUUCCUGGGGGCUGGCGAUGGGUUUUGCGUGCUUGAAACCACGCCCAACCCCAACCCCAGUGGGGCGGGGGCGGGGUUCGACGAUAUCACGAUCAAGCUCGACAAAGCCAAGAUAUUGACUCAUGGGAAGAAAGCGGUGGACGCCUAUCUGCGCAAACUACACACAUACAAGUCCACGGCCGACGUGGUGGCUGGGAAGAAGCUGUAUGAGGAGAUGACGGCGCCGGAGCCGAGGGGGUAUUGGAUUGAGGGCGUGCGGCCGUGCGUGUUGAGGAGGAAGGUUGCUAGGAAGGUUUUUGUUAUGGGGAGUACGAGGUUGAAUGAGGGGAAGGGGAAAGAGGAGGGGGAUGGGGAGGUGGAAUUGGUCGAGUAUGAGGCGAGCGUUGAGGGGAUGAUAAGGAGUUGGGCUGAACGGGGGAUUUGA
Messenger RNA from Bacidia gigantensis, 2055 nucleotides. RefSeq lists its product as uncharacterized. Gene Ontology annotation, biological process: proteolysis. The coding region runs from base 1 to 2055 and encodes 684 amino acids. Lineage: Eukaryota; Fungi; Ascomycota; Lecanoromycetes; Lecanorales; Ramalinaceae. The record is from RefSeq and is a predicted model, not a curated record. The transcript is spliced from 3 exons. Gene Ontology annotation, molecular function: dipeptidyl-peptidase activity; metalloexopeptidase activity. Gene Ontology annotation, cellular component: cytoplasm.